AAAAUAAAUAUAAAUAAAAAUUUAAAGGUUUUGCAUUUGUACGUUUGGCAACAUCUUCUUGCUCAGAUUGCUUGCUGUUGUAAACCUAAGUUUCAAAACAUAUAUAUUUUUUUAAUGUUAGGUUGUAUUGCAAAGGGAUAUGGAUGAAAUAUUUUUGUCGGAUGAUAUUUUCCAUUACCUAUCAACUUAUUUAGCCCCAGAAGAUUGUAUGUCUUUGUGCUUAUCUGGCGUUUUCGAAAGAUAUGCAGAUUUUUAUUCGAGGAGACGGGUUUGGAAGCUUUGUCGACGCUUUUCUCUGAAGCCUGAUAUUUGCCAAACAUUUUUUUCUACAUACCUGAAAUCUGCUAAUGUUCAUGUUCUUGAUUUUUGCCACUGUUUUUGGCUGCCCGAGGCUACUUUAUUGCAAAGUUGCUUGUCUCCAAAUCUAAAUAAUUUAAAAGAACUUAAUUUAUCUGAUACACAGCUAUCAUUAACAUCAAUCAUUCUACAUGUCCUACCUCAAUGCCAGAGUUUGACAAAGUUGUCUGUCAAUAUUCCUGAGCCAACAUGGGAAGCUUUUAAUGGCAAACUUCAAGGAUAUGCCGACACCUACAAGGAGAAUUUUAAGAAGCUUACUCAUUUAAAAUUGGAUCUGCUUGAUGGCAGCUCAUCUUUAAUUUGGCUUCUUUUAUUUAAUGUUUUAGGGUGGUGCAGAGAUUGUAUUCAAUUGCAUAUAAAUUUGUUUGAACAACCGCAACGGAAUGACAUAUACCCUGUCUUUGAAGAGGACGAGGAAUCUAUUGCUGUAGUAAGCUUGGCCAAAGAGAAUCUCUAUGACGCUAUGAAAUGGAUGAUAUCAUUAAAAAGUAUCGCCGUCCUCAAGAAAUCGUCAGACAGUUGUCUCGAGGAUUUUUGUCGUUGGUUACUACUCGAAUUAAAUCCACCUGGCUUGGAGAAAAUCUGGAUCCCGUCUGUUAAACACAUUGGCGCCAAGUAUAAACCGGAGUCUAUGCUAACUUGCUUUUACUUGGGUCGAUCUCCAUUGUCUCGUGCUUUUUUUUCACAAAUGACCCACCUGGUUGAAAUGUCCAUUACGAGCAAUUUAAUUUUACCGCGAUUACGGUUUUUCAAGGGAAAUUUUUUCUCAGUUUCGAUUUUAGACAAGUUUUGCCAGAAUCAUCCCCAAUUGGAGUAUUUACAUUUUGAAGAUCGAGUUUUUGGCGGCAACAGACGAAAGAAGCCAAUCACCUUUCAAUGUCUAUGGGCGUUGGCUCAGUUACGAACGUUAAUCUUUGCCCGCAGGAGACCCCACCAAGAUGUCUUAAUCAAGUUUAUGGAUUCAUGCUCCAACUUGGAGCAGCUACAGAUUGGGGAAUUUUGUUAUUAUGGCAUGCUGAUCUUCGACCGACAAAUACCCGUUCACGAUUCUUUUGAUUGCCUCGCGAAACAAACGCAUUUGAGGAAGUUGUCUCUCAAUAGUAUUGAAUUCAUUGAUGGCUUCUUUAUCGAACGGGUGCUGAAAAAUUGCCAGAAAUUGGAAUGCUUACAUCUAUCCGGACAGUUUUUUGUAAAUUGGGUUACUUUUCAUCACGAUUUAUGCAAAUACCUUCCAUUGGGUAAAUAUUUGCGAGAUCUCCGAAUCCAGAGAGAAGGAAUGACUGAUUCAAUCCUGAUGGAAUUGCUAUCGGCUGCCGGAUCAUGUCCAUCACUAGAGCGUCUGAUGAUUCGUCAGUACAAAGGGAAUUCUAUUGAUAAGGAACUUGAUUCCAUUUUACCACAGUGCUUAAUGAAUCUUGUCAGCGUUCGGCUACCGCGACUGUUGGCUUUUUGUCUCAUUUAUCGGUUACAACGUAAAACUGUAAUGGCCAUCACCGAUGCAUUUCGGGAAAAUAUUUUACCGAUCCGUCCAUCUUUUUGGUUUUUUAUCAACGAAACCCUUCCUUGUGAAAUCAACGUCCCACGCGUUCAUUUCGAUGGUAUUAUCGAUCCAAAUAUUGAUUCAAUUUCCGUCUUUGGAUAACCAUCAAUUUCCGUCUUUGGAUAACUAACCCGGACAAGAAUAUGCAAUAAAACUUCUACAAAGAAAAAAA
Daphnia magna is the source of this 2069-nucleotide messenger RNA. RefSeq lists its product as uncharacterized. NCBI's taxonomy places the organism in Eukaryota, Metazoa, Arthropoda, Branchiopoda, Diplostraca, Daphniidae. The coding region runs from base 140 to 1999 and encodes 619 amino acids. The transcript has 7 exons. The record is from RefSeq and is a predicted model, not a curated record.